Etheostoma cragini (Arkansas darter) is the source of this 3679-nucleotide messenger RNA. It is a transcript of the gene ankrd24, whose product is annotated as ankyrin repeat domain 24. NCBI's taxonomy places the organism in Eukaryota, Metazoa, Chordata, Actinopteri, Perciformes, Percidae. The transcript has 23 exons. The record is from RefSeq and is a predicted model, not a curated record. Gene Ontology annotation, molecular function: actin binding. The coding region runs from base 164 to 3511 and encodes 1115 amino acids.
GGUUGAUUUACGAUUGGGGCGGGAUGUAUUCGUGCUUUCCGCCAGGCAGCGCAGUGACUCCAGUAUUUUGCUGUGAGCUGCUGAUGGGACAGAGGAAACUCUCACCUGGACCUGGACUUUUCCUCCACAGUGUUCCUGUUUAGACAGAGGCCAUCUAUCCAUUAUGAAGAGUCUGAAGGCAAAGUUUAAAAAAGCUGAGAGUCAGGACUGGACUAAGAGUGAUGAGAGGCUCCUGCAGGCUGUGGAGCAGAAUGAGCCCGACAAAGUCUCGGCACUCAUCGUCAAAAAAGGCCUCUGUCCUACCAAGCUGGAUGCCGAGGGCAAGUCAGCGUUCCAUCUCUGUGCAUCGCGAGGCAGGCUGGAAUGUCUGGAGGUCAUCAUCUCUCACGGAGCAGAUGUCAACGUCACUGAUGGCGCUGGCUUCAGCGCCCUUCAUCUCGCAGCCAAGAAUGGCCAAUCAGAGUGUUUAAAGAGACUCCUACAGGAGAGAUUAGUGGUCGAUUGCACCGACAGCAUUGGUCGGACACCACUUCAUCAUGCAGCGGUCAGUGGCUGCUCGUCCUGCUCUGAGAUUCUGUGGGAUUUUAAAGCCACUUUGGACGUCCAGGAUGGGGACGGGGCCACCCCUUUGAUCUUAGCAGCUCAGAUGAGCAGAGUGGAGCUGUGUGUCUUUCUGUUGGGUCGAGGUGCCAAUGCAAACAUACAGGACAACCAGGGAAGGUCUGCACUGAUGCUGGCGUGUGAGAGUGACAGCGUUGACACCGUGGAAGCUCUACUGAGAGGCGGGGCCAACACACAGCUGGUGGACGCCCUUGGACACAAAGCCACCGACUACAGUGUAAGCACAGGAAACCAACGCAUCAUGCAAACCUUGCAAGAUGGAGCACCUCAAGCUCCUGAGGGCACAGGCGAGGAGCCCCCCCAAGUCCCAUCAGGCACCUCAUCAGUGCAAGGGGGAACUACCCCCCGCAAACGGAAAGCUCCUCCACCGCCCCGUUCUUCUUUGCAGAUCCAGGGUUUGCCACCCUCUCCACAUCCCCGUCCUGCUCCACGUGCCCAGACCCCUGAGCCCCAGCCUUCUUCUCCCUCUCCCCAGCCUCCAGAUACACAGCAAUCAGCCCAGCCAGAAGAUGAGGAGGUGUUUGAGGAGAUCCGACGGCUGCGUCUGGAGCGAGGCCGUCUGCUCCAGAAGAUCAAAGCCUUGGAGCAGCAGCAACAGAGCGCCCUCUCGGCCUUGGAGGAGUUGUCUCAACUAAAGCAGCGUCUAGAGGAGGCAGAGGCAGAGAGAGACAAGCUGCUUGAGGAGCUGAAGGGAGGCCAUGGUAUUGGGACCGCUGAGGACAUGGAUGAAAUGUUUGACUUCCCAGAGAUGCUGCUCUCCAAGCGCUCCAGAGCCUCGCCUGCUCAGGAUGAGGCCACUUCCCAAAGAGACGCAGACUCGGCCAACCCCUCCCCUGUCCCCGGAGACCCAGGAACUGUUUCUGAGCUGCGCAAACAAAUAGAGGAACUUACCUUACACAACUCUGAACUAGCUCUCAAAGUGCAGAUGCUGGAGAUGUUUGAGAAGGAUGAAACCGACAUGCAGACCUCCAGCUCGGACUUUGUCCCCAUAGUUCAGUAUGAGACCCUGAGGAAGGAGUUUGAAGCCCUUCAGGAGCGCUUCUCUCAGGCCCAGGCUUCAUACGAGGCCUCCAGCGUGGCAGAGGAGGGUGGGGAUGAGAAGUCUCAGGAAGGAUGUGCGGAUGGAGAGAGUUUGCAAGAUCUGAAGGAAAAGUUGAGAGGGCUUAAAGAGCAGUUGGCCUCCUCCCAGUCGGAGUUAGAGGAGCUGAAGGAGCAGAUGAGGCUUGGGGUGCUUUCGGUGGAGUGUGGUGAAGGGGAAACUGCCGCAGCAGGUGCUGGUGCUGGGGCUCCAGAGGGGUCUCUGAGCCAGGAGGCACAGCAGCUGAGAACGAGGGUGACGGAGCUAGAGGAGGAGCUAGCAAAAACACAGGGUGAGGCAGGCGGUCAGAGCAGCCAGGACAGUGACACAAUCAAACAGCUGACGGAGAAAGUAGAGGAACUCAGUGCUGCUCUGUCCCAGAGAGAGUCUACCAAAGAAGACGGCGAGAAAGGCGACCAAGGAGAAGAGACAGAAACAGUGAAGGGCCUCCGUGACAAAGUGGCUGAGUUGGAGGCAGCCCUGGCAAAGAGCAAGACGUCGGGGAAAGAGGAAGGAGCAGCAGGAGAUGGAGAUCAGGUCCGUCGUCUCCAGGAGCGUGUGGGAGAGCUAGAGGGGGAGCUGAGAAAGUGUGUGCCUCGCUCGGAGUUGGAGGAGGUGCAGGUGACUCUGGGGCUCCAGUGUGAGCAGCUGGCCAGGGAGAGGGCGGACGUGGCUCGAAGGCUCAACAAUGCUCUCCUGGAUCUGGAGAGACUCAGGCCUCCUCCACGCGCAGUUGAAGAAGAGGAGGAGGAAGAGGAGGAACAGUCAGAGAGCUCAGAGCCCCCAGGCAUGUCAGAGCACUCCAGACGCACCAUGGCCGCAGUGAGAGAAGAACUGGAGGUGGCGAGGCAGGAAGCAGCCCAGGCUCUGGACUGUCUGUGUGCUGAGCAGGAGGGCCGCGCACAGGACGCCCUACAGCUUAAAGACGCAGUGCCACUCUCUAAACAUAAGGAGGCGCUGUCUGCAGUGUCAGAACAGCUAGCUCAGACGCUGCAGGAGCUCCAGGAGGAGAAGACCCGUCGUGGUUGGGCUGAGGAGCAGGCUGCCAGACUGGAAGCCCAACUGCAGGCCAUGCAGGAUGCCGUACCUAAAGAGGAGCAUGAGAAAGUCAUGGCAGAGCUCCAGCACUCCCUGCAGGCCAGUGAGAGCAGUGCAGCAGUGGCUCAGGAGGCUCUGAGUGAGAAGGAGAUGGAGCUGAGAGAGCUCAAGUCCCAGAAGGCUGCAGAACAGGGUCUGAUCUCCAAAGAAGACCACGAGGCUCUGCGGCUCUCUCUGCAGGCCGAGAUCAACGCCAUCUCAGCCCGUUUCAACGAUCUUACUCGCAAACAUGAGAAGACUUGCACUGAGGUAUUCCAGGUGCAGAGAGAGGCUCUCUUUAACAAGAGUGAGCGGCAGGUCGCGGAGUCCCAACUGGCCACGGUGCAGAAGCAGCUAGCCGAAUUACAGGCCCAAUCCAGCCAUAUCCAGGAGCUCCACAAGGGCAUCCAGGAAUCCCAGGGCCUGGUCAAGGAGAAGGACCGCAAGAUAACAGAGCUGUCCAAGGAGAUGUUUCGGCUAAAGGAGGCCCUGGGAGCUCUGUCACCUCCUCUGGGCAUCACCUCCUCCUCAUCUGCCCAUCAUGGUAACCCUGGGCAGCAAAUGGCACUGCAGAACAGGAUCGCCAUUCUUACCCAGCAGCUCCAGGAUUUGGAAAGAAAGCACAAACAGGUGGUGACUGUGUACCGUUCACAUUUACUAGCAGCUGUACAGGGCCGAAUGGACGAAGAGGUACAGGGUCUGCUACUCCAAAUCCUGAGGAUGUCACAGCAGUGACACUGAAAUUUUGGAACGUCUGCAAGUGUCUCUCCACCUCCAGCUCUUUUUCAGGUCAACAUGAAAGCAGCUCCAGCUCAGCAACCUGUGGGGAAAGCAUCAUUGAGACCAUUUCUCUUUGAAGCCAAAUAAAAACUAAUCUUUGUUUAGACAUAGCUGCAUGUGUAC